Priapulus caudatus is the source of this 1459-nucleotide messenger RNA. RefSeq names its product lactosylceramide 4-alpha-galactosyltransferase-like. The transcript is spliced from 2 exons. The record is from RefSeq and is a predicted model, not a curated record. NCBI's taxonomy places the organism in Eukaryota, Metazoa, Priapulida, Priapulimorpha, Priapulimorphida, Priapulidae. Gene Ontology annotation, biological process: glycosphingolipid biosynthetic process. The coding region runs from base 46 to 1059 and encodes 337 amino acids. Gene Ontology annotation, molecular function: hexosyltransferase activity.
GCGCGCUUGGUUUGCAGCCAGAUAUAGGCUGGACUUAUAACGAGUAUGGCUGUCUAUCCGUUACGAUGGAGAACUAACUGGGUGAAAGUUUUUUCCGUGUGCACUACCCUUUUAAUCGUGUCCAUAUUCGUACGAAUUACGUUGGUCGCAUAUGCCAGGAAGAGGGAAAUCGGCGAAGGCUUUGCUGCUCACAACAUAGGGACAGGCCACGUCAGUGCGGACGCGAUCAGAAACGCAAGCGAUGGGGAGAGCAGGCAGCGUCUGUUGUUUCAUCUCGUGUGGACCACGAACGCGGAUGUACUGCCGGAAGUUGCAGCACUGGCUGUGAGAAGCGUCUGCAGGUUCCAUCCAGACGCCGAUGUACAUUUCUGGAUACUAGACGCCGACAAAUUUCGCAACGAACCGCCGAGGUUCGAGUGCAACGUUCAAUACAAAGCCCUCGACUUGACAGAGUUGUUCGCGGGUCUGCCGAUCUCUACAGAACUUUUCACGAAAUCUUCACGAAAAACAAGAAAAUAUCAUAUUGCAGAUUCCGCUCGGCUCGUUCUUGUUUACAAAUUCGGUGGCAUUUAUUUAGACACGGACAUAAUCAUCCUGCGCCAUCUAGCGGGAUUCAGCAAUAGUUUAGGGUUCCAAGACGAAGAUUUCGUCAACAACGCCUUAAUGAUCUUCGAUAAAGGUCACCCGUUCAUCCGUUUCGUGAUCGGGCAGAUACCAGGCUACUACAACGCAAGGCUCAGCAAUGCUCUGGGACCUCGAUUACUAACAGACUGCGUCACAGCGUGGUGGAAACAGAAGCCGAACAAUGCGAUACGCUUAGACGACCCUACGAGCGCGCGGCGGAUUGCGGAUGCUCCACAAUCAGCGAUAUUCGUCUACGGAGCUUCGCUGUUUUACCCUAUAGACUACAUGUUCGACAUGUCAACGCUCAGCGAGCAGUCCCUGCGACAGGCCGUACGCGGGGCGUACACGUUUCACCUGUGGAGCACGAUGAUUAAGGGCAAUGAGGAAGCUAAGCAAUUUUUCUUGACAUUUUUUAGUAAGUUCGUCGGAGUGUGAGAUUCUGUCGAACGAGCAUUUACCGCUUAGCACAUUAGCGGCCUUGUCUUAUUUUUUUGCGUUGUGUUAUUUUUGUAUUAUGUUAAUAGACGUUGUCAUUACAGUUCAUAAUUUCAGCAACUAUAACUUAUAAAUCGAACAUAUUUUCAUUGAUAUGUACUACAAAUAGCUCAUUUAUUAUUUAAAAAAUAAUAAUAAUAGAGGAUUAUUAGACAUCAAUAUAACCUGGUAAUUUUGAUUGUUGUAUAUCGAUGUGAACUAGAAUGCAACCUAAAUUAUAAUUGUUUUCUUGUGAUAGUAACUAUCUUACAAUUACAUAGUGCAUAAGCUUUAUUAUUUUAAUAGAUAUUCUACGAGUUCAACUACACAAUAUAUAUCAUCUAUUAUUUCCUAUUAUCUA